AGCAAUCCAUUACCGAUCAGAUCGCUGGGCAUCGCUGUCUCUUGGGCUGGGAGGGGCUCCAGAGACAGCAGCAGCAGCAGCAGCAGCAGCAGCAACGGAGUGAGAGUUUGAAGCAGAGCAGACAGCUCAUCUGAUUGAGAGGCAGGGAGACAGCCUACUGUAGCUCAGGGAGUGACAGCCAGUGAGGGUCAGAGUGACAGUCACUGGGAGGUAGGCAGCCUGCCACCGUCAUGAAUCGCUUCAAGACUUCCAAGUUCAAGAACUGCAUCCCCAAAAUCCCCAAAAAGGAGGGUUGGAUUGGGGACAUUGGAGGCGCAUCCACUGCAGCCACUGGAAACAACAUACAGUGCGGACAUAGUUGGAUUGUGUAUAACACAGACAGCUCAGGGGUGCUGGGGAUCACCUCCGUCCAGGUGGAGGAAGGAGAGAAGAGGACGUCCUCUCGGCUGCACUGUCACUCAGAUGUUGUGACAGACUUCGCCUUUUCUCCGUUUGACGACCGUGUCCUCGCCACUGGAUCUGCUGACCAAACAGUAAAGCUGUGGCACGUGUCAGAGGCGGGGGAAGUGAGUGAUCCUACAGGGAUCCUGACUGUGAAAGGAGGUUCUGUGAAAGCCUUGCAGUUCCACCCCUCAGCUGAUGGCCUAUUGGUGUCUGCAGCCAACAAAUCUGCUCAAAUCUGGGAUCUCUCCAGGAAAACUGCCCUUGCAGCACUGGAUGAUCAUGGGGACCAGGUGCAGAGCAUUUGCUGGAGUCAGGAUGGUGUCCUGUUAGGGACAUCCUCGAAGGACAAGAGGCUGAGGGUUUUCGAUAUCCGGAAGAGCACCGGAGCCAGCCAGGAUGCGCAGGGACAUGAUAAUAAUAAGGACUCUCGGGUGGUCUGGACAAAUUCCAACAACCAUCUCCUAACAUCUGGCUUCAACCAGGUCAGGGAGCGAGAGAUACUGCUCUGGGAUCUUCGCAGUUUCAGCCGCCCGGUAACCUACUUCUCCCUGGAUGCAUCCUCAGGACUUCUCAUCCCACUAUAUGACGCUGACACCGGCCUACUCAUUCUCGCUGCUCAGGGUGAAGGUACAAUGUAUUGUAUGGAGGUCACCACGGAGCCCCCGUCUCUUAUGCAGCUCUCGCAGUGUGUGACAGAACAGCAGACCCGUGGCCUGGCCUUGGUCCCCAAGCUUUCCCUUGAUGUCCUGAGCUGUGAGCUCCUGCGCCUCCUCCAGCUGACUGACAGGUUCAUCAUUCCUAUCAGUUAUACCGUCCCACGCAAGGCCGCCCAGGACCUCCAAACUGACCUGUUCCCAGAUACGGCCAGCUGCAGUGCGGCGCUCUCUGCCCAGAGCUGGUGGGCCGGAGACAACAAGCAGGUACAGAAGGUGUCCCUAGACCCAGCCCUGAGGUCACUUCCUUCCUGUCAGCUCAGCAAGGGGAAAGCGACCAGUCAUCCUGAGCAGAGUGCAGCGUCCCCGGAGCCAAGCGAUGGCAGUGCCCUUUCUUCUCCCACAAGCUCUGCAACGUCCCCCUCCAGCGGUAUUGUCUCCAGCACCAGUCAGCGCUCCUUGCAGGGCAUUCUGGGUCCCAGCUCACGGUUCCGUCACACUCAGGGGAUUGUCCUCCACCGUGACAGUCACAUUACUAACCUGCGGGGGGUGAGCCAGAGCACGCCGGGGGAGAGUGAUGGCUUCUGUGUAAAUCACCAGCGACUGGCGCUUCCAAUGGCUGCUCCUGGGGGUCAGGUGGCUGUGCUGGAGCUGCGGCAGGCCGGACGUCUCCCAGAUACACUGCCUACUGUCCAGAACACCGUGCCCGUCAUGGAUCUCACGUGGGACCCAUUCAACCCUCAUCGGUUGGCCAUUGGUGGAGAGGACGGGAGGAUACGAGUGUGGACAAUUCCACAGGAUGGGCUCAAAGAGACCCUGACUGAACCCCCACUUGUUCUUACGGCCCACAACGAGCGGAUAUACACAGUGCGCUUCCACCCCUGCGCCUCCGAUAUCCUCGUCUCCUCCUCCUAUGACCUUACCGUGCGAGUGUGGAACCUGAAGACUGGAAAAGAUGUCAUAACCCUGCAAGGUCACAAGGAUCAGAUCUUCUCCUUAGCAUGGAGUCCGGACGGCAAAUUCUUGGCAACGUGCAGCAAAGACCAGCGCAUUCGCAUAUACGAGCCACGGGUUUCCAGCCAGCCGAAGCAGGAGGGGGCUGGACCUGAAGGCGCCCGCGGAGCUCGCAUCCUCUGGGUGUGUGAUGGCAAGUAUCUGCUCGUGUCUGGAUUUGACAGUCGCAGCGAACGUCAGCUGACCCUGCACAGCACGGAGGACUUGUCCCGAGGUCCUGUCAGCACCCUCUCUAUUGACGUGUCGCCCGCCACACUCAUCCCACACUAUGACCCGGACACCGGGCUCCUACUGCUCACUGGGAAGGGUGACAGCAGAGUGUUCCUGUACGAGGUGAUAGCGGAACCCCCCUACUUCCUGGAGUGUAACUGCUUCGUCUCCAAUGAGCCGCACAAGGGCUUCCAGUACCUGCGGAAAUUGGAUUGCGCUGUGCGGGAGGUGGAGGUUCUCCGCGCCAUACGUCUCUCUUCUAGUUCGCUGGAGCCCGUGGCUUUCCGGGUGCCACGUGUGAAGAAAGAGUUCUUCCAAGAAGACGUGUUCCCAGCGUCACGCGUGACAUGGGAGCCAGCCUUGUCGUCAGAGGAGUGGCUCAGUGGUAAAGACAAGCAACAGCGCAGCAUCAGCCUCUGCCCUGAGGGCAUGAUUCCAGUCAGCCAAGCUCCGAAAGAGGCACCAACCAAAAAGGUCCCCUCUUCCGUGUACAUCCAGGAGAAGACGGACGAGCAGAAGAAAGAGGAGCUCCUGAAUGCCAUGGUGGCAAAACUGGGGAACCGGGAUGACCCUCUGCCCCAGGACGCUUUUGAAGGAGUGGAUGAGGACGAGUGGGAUUAGACGUGACCCUCCAUGCUCCCAGCUGCCUGCUCACCCCUCACCUCUCACCCGUGUAACUGGAAAUGGCUUAGCAGCCAGCCCUGCUUCCGAUACAUUCCAAUCCUAGGCAUAAAUAAACCCGGUCCAACUGUUUACACGUUCCCAGCAUUCCUGGCUGUCAGACGCUGGAUGACGCCACCGGAUCACGGAGCGGACGGCACACGGCGUCUGAUGAUGUCACUUCCUGUUUGCCUUGUGUGUGUGUGUGUGUAUAUGACAUUGGGUGCACUGGGAAUUUUGUUAGCACAAUCUUUAUCUAGUUUACAGACCUGUAUUUUUUCCAGUGCUCAACUGUGUGUGUUUAUUCAGUCAGGGACACAAUCUGCGUUUCUUCUCAGUGACCUAGUUUUGAAUAGGGGAAGAAAUAUAAUGAGAUCUCCUGGUCUAAUGUUUACCUGCCAUGUAGAAGCCAUAUAUGUUACUAACACAGGGACUAAUCGCAACAUUGCCAAAUCUGCCCGCUGAGCCGGGCCUGCCUUAUCUUCUAAUAAAACUGUCAAAACAUCA
This is a messenger RNA of Pseudophryne corroboree (corroboree frog), 3488 nucleotides long. It is a transcript of the gene CORO7, whose product is annotated as coronin 7. Gene Ontology annotation, biological process: actin filament organization. The record is from RefSeq and is a predicted model, not a curated record. Lineage: Eukaryota; Metazoa; Chordata; Amphibia; Anura; Myobatrachidae. Bases 231 to 2942 code for a protein of 903 amino acids. Gene Ontology annotation, molecular function: actin filament binding. The transcript has 28 exons.